AUGUCUACAUCGAAGCGAAUUCGUCAAUUGGCACUAACGAGUGACGAUGAUUUAGCUGAAGCUACAAGUGCUUUCAUUGAAUCUUUACUAAUACCAACGAGUAGUAUUUCUCAAACAAGAGAAAAACAAGUCAAUUCCUUACAUUCUAAACAAAAAUCACCCGAAAAUCAGUUACAAACUGAACGAGAAAUCAUAUCAACUUUGAGUGAGUCUGUAGAUGCAAAUCGAAUUCAAAUCGGCAACGAUAGAACGCCAAAGAAUGAUGUCGACGACUGGGUUUGUCCUGUAGCUGUAGCAUUAAGACGAGCUGGAUAUGACGUGCCACUUAGACCUUCAAAAUCUUGGCUCAAACGAGAUCGAAGAAAACAAGCUUUACUACGUCAACAACGGAUGUCACACGAAGACACGUAG
Adineta ricciae is the source of this 411-nucleotide messenger RNA. The record is from the annotation of a GenBank genome assembly. NCBI's taxonomy places the organism in Eukaryota, Metazoa, Rotifera, Eurotatoria, Adinetida, Adinetidae.